CCCCUCAUUGAUGGUAUACCGUUUGGUGGCGGGAAACAAAGGUAAAUCCUAAUGAAUCCCGCCCAAUCCCAAUCGCGCUUCUUUUUAAACGAUUCCCACUCUUACAAGCCUCACAAUCUUUCCCUCGCCCUUUGCUUCUCUGAAAACAAAUCUCUGUACCUAAACCUAAUCUGACACCUGAAAUAGGAGAAGAUGCUGGAGCUGAGGCUGGUUCAAGGAUCCCUUCUGAAGAAGGUGCUUGAGGCAAUCAAGGACUUGGUCAAUGAUGCCAACUUCGAUUGCUCUUCCACGGGGUUCUCUCUUCAGGCCAUGGAUUCAAGCCAUGUCGCUUUGGUGGCUCUCCUCCUCAGAUCGGAGGGUUUUGAGCACUAUCGCUGUGACCGUAACAUUUCCAUGGGCAUGAAUCUCAAUAACAUGUCUAAGAUGUUGAAGUGCUCUGGAGCUGAUGACAUCAUCACCAUCAAGGGUGACGAUGGCAGUGAUACCGUCACUUUCAUGUUUGAAAGUCCUACACAAGACAAAAUUUCGGACUUUGAGAUGAAACUGAUGGACAUUGACAGCGAGCACCUGGGAAUUCCUGAGGCAGAAUAUCAUGCUAUUGUCAGGAUGCCAUCGGCUGAGUUUGCAAAAAUAUGUAAAGAUCUUGCAAGCAUUGGUGAUACUGUUGUGAUCUCUGUGACGAAGGAAGGAGUAAAGUUCUCCACAAGAGGUGAUAUUGGCACUGCAAAUAUUGUUGUUAGGCAGAAUACGACAGUAGAUAAGCCAGAAGAAGCAACAAUCAUAGAAAUGAAUGAGCCAGUUUCAUUGACCUUUGCAUUGAGGUAUAUGAACUCAUUCACUAAGGCGACCCCAUUGUCAAACACAGUUACAAUCAGCUUGUCUUCAGAACUGCCUGUUGUGGUUGAGUACAAGAUUGCUGAGAUGGGUUAUGUCAGGUUCUACUUGGCUCCGAAGAUAGAAGAAGACGAGGAUGAGACUAAGCCCCAAGUUUAAAUGUUACUUGCAUUGCUAGUCUUGUCUUCUUGUUCAGUGCAUUCACAUCUAAAGUUUUCAACUAAGGCUUAGGACGUUUGUUACUUCCAUCAUUGGCUAUGUUGACACCUAAUCAGUCUGUAGUUUGUAGAAUUCUUAAAGCUUCUUUAGUGGUAAGAUUUUUGGACUUCACUAGAUACGAAGUUUCUUUAGUCCAUUCUUAUUUGUGGCUUAGUUCUGGUUUAUGUUCCUUCUGCUUUAACCGUUUGGAAGUGAUACCAGCAAUGCCUUGGCUACGCUCGUGUUUCUGGGAAUUUUUAGAAAACAAUCUAAACGAGAAGAGUGGCUUAUUUGAUA
This is a messenger RNA of Hevea brasiliensis (rubber tree), 1329 nucleotides long. RefSeq names its product proliferating cell nuclear antigen. Gene Ontology annotation, biological process: mismatch repair; leading strand elongation; translesion synthesis. The transcript is spliced from 4 exons. The record is from RefSeq and is a predicted model, not a curated record. Gene Ontology annotation, cellular component: PCNA complex. The coding region runs from base 193 to 993 and encodes 266 amino acids. Gene Ontology annotation, molecular function: DNA polymerase processivity factor activity; DNA binding. NCBI's taxonomy places the organism in Eukaryota, Viridiplantae, Streptophyta, Magnoliopsida, Malpighiales, Euphorbiaceae.